GGAACGCGGGUCACGUAGCAACGCGGGGGAGAAAGGGAGAGGGGCGUGGCUCGGAGUUCGUCCAAUCAGCGUGCGGGGGCGCAGGCCUCCGGCCGCUCGGCUUUAGCAACGUCGUUAGCAACACGUGGGGCGGGAGGAAGCGCUGGGCGGAGGGGAGGGGGCCGAGCGGAGGAGCGCGGGAGGGGGGCCGCGGGAGGGAGCGAGAGCGCCGGGAGGGGGAGGAGAACUGACGUCAGCGGGAGAGUAUUAUGGUCUGUCGUGCGCUGGCUGCUGCUUUUCUGCUCCUGGAAGCGGCCAAGAGGGGAAGCGGCGAGUCAACAUGGAGCUUUCAGCGGUGGGGGAGCGGGUGUUCGCGGCCGAAGCCCUCCUGAAGCGGCGCAUACGGAAAGGACGCAUGGAAUACCUCGUGAAAUGGAAAGGAUGGUCGCAGAAGUACAGCACAUGGGAACCGGAGGAAAACAUCCUGGAUGCUCGCUUGCUCGCGGCCUUUGAGGAAAGGGAAAGAGAGAUGGAGCUCUAUGGCCCCAAAAAGCGAGGACCCAAGCCCAAAACCUUCCUCCUCAAGGCUCAGGCCAAGGCAAAGGCCAAAACUUACGAGUUCCGAAGUGACUCAGCCAGGGGCAUCCGGAUCCCCUACCCUGGCCGCUCGCCCCAGGACCUGGCUUCCACUUCCCGGGCCCGGGAGGGCCUUCGAAACAUGGGUUUGUCCCCGCCAGCAAGCAGCACCAGCACCAGCAGCACCUGCCGCGCAGAGCCCCCUCGGGACCGGGAUAGGGACCGGGAGCGGGAUCGAGAAAGGGAGAGGGAGCGAGAGAGGGAGCGGGAACGUGAGAGGGAACGAGAGCGGGGUACCAGCCGAGUGGAUGACAAGCCCAGCUCGCCGGGGGACAGCUCUAAGAAGCGAGGCCCCAAGCCGCGGAAGGAGCUCCCGGACCCCUCACAGAGGCCCUUAGGCGAACCCAGCGCCGGCCUCGGAGAGUACCUCAAGGGCAGGAAGCUGGACGACACCCCUUCCGGGGCAGGAAAGUUUCCAGCCGGCCACAGCGUGAUCCAGCUGGCCCGAAGGCAGGACUCGGACCUGGUGCAGUGUGGUGUGACCAGCCCUAGCUCAGCUGAGGCCACGGGCAAGCUGGCUGUGGACACCUUCCCUGCCAGGGUGAUAAAGCACAGGGCUGCCUUCCUGGAGGCCAAAGGCCAGGGUGCCCUGGAUCCCAGUGGUGCUCGGGUCCGACAUGGCUCAGGCCCCCCCAGCUCUGUGGGGGGCCUCUACCGGGACAUGGGGGCCCAGGGGGGAAGGCCCUCCCUCAUCGCCAGGAUCCCUGUGGCCAGAAUCCUGGGGGACCCGGAGGAAGAGUCCUGGAGCCCCUCCCUGACUAACCUGGAGAAGGUGGUGGUCACGGACGUGACCUCAAACUUUUUGACCGUCACCAUUAAGGAAAGUAACACGGACCAAGGCUUUUUCAAAGAGAAAAGAUGAAUGCUGGGUGGGUGUGCCCAGGACGAGAGCAGGGGAGAGAGUGAGCGUGAGCUUGGCAUAGUGAUUUUUAUUUCUGGGUGGGAUGUGGCCUUUUGGCUGGUCCCGUCCCUGAUGUGACCCCCACCCCCACCAGCCCCUUUCAUCCCUCCUUCCUCCCCAUCAGUUUUUGUUGGAAAGAUUAUCUCUAGAGUUAUAUUUUCUAUUAGAUGUAAAUAUGUUAUUUAAGAAAAAUAUCUAAAUAUAUAUAUUUCAACUCUUGAAGUUGUUUUAUUUAAAGGAGAGAGACUCUCAUUGUGCUUUAGUUGGGGCAGGCAAAUGAGCUGGGGCAGGAGGGGCCCCCUUGCCCCAGGGCUCUAGGGAAGUUGGGGCCUGGGUACAGGUUUCUGAGAGUGUCUGGAGGGGCUUGGCCUGCCCACCCCACCCCUCCUCCCUUCUCCCACAGCCCAAUGCCAGACUCCUGGCACCAAGGCCCGGCCCAGAUUUGCUCUCUCUUCCCAUUGGCCAGGCAGGCCAACAAAAGGUUGGCUCCCCAAUCAGAAAAAAGUGGGGGUGGGGUCAGUUUUCCUUUUUUCACUUUUUUUUUUUUUUUUUUUUUUUUUAAGGUAAAGAAGUCUAUUAGGGAAAAACAGUAUUAACUUGAAUAAGCUUUUCGUGUGUGAUGUUGAAGGUUAAAACGUCUCCAGCAGGCAGGGACAGGAGGUUUCUCCCCAGGACCACACCAGGAAAUGCACUUUAGGGAGGGGUGUGUGUGUGGUACACGCAGAUCGUGUGUAUGUCAUGUGGAUAAAAUCUCCCCGUUCCCUCGUUCCUUUCCUUACUCCG
Mandrillus leucophaeus (drill) is the source of this 2299-nucleotide messenger RNA. It is a transcript of the gene CBX8, whose product is annotated as chromobox homolog 8. Lineage: Eukaryota; Metazoa; Chordata; Mammalia; Primates; Cercopithecidae. The record is from RefSeq and is a predicted model, not a curated record. The transcript has 5 exons. Bases 320 to 1477 code for a protein of 385 amino acids.